CUUGUCAUCCGGUUAUGGUCUGCGUGAGCUGAAAAUUGUAAGUGCAAUGGUUUGCGCCAUAGCGCCUGCAUGAAUUGACGGGAGGUCAGAGGGCCGCACGUUGGGGAACAAAUCGACUAAAUGCCAGAGAGCGCGCGGCUGCUGCUGCCAUGGACUGUCCGAUAAAGGAAGCGCUGUCUGUGAUGAGUGAGGACCAGCCCAUGUUUGAUUCGUCGUACACAGCGGCCCCCGCCAUGCAUAUGAAAACUGAAAUGACUUCGCCUGGGGGUUUCAGCCAGACAUCCAAACAGAGUCCAGAGCAAGCCGAGCCGGAAUGGGCGGGGUCAACGCCACAAAACCCUGGGAAGAGAGGCGAACACGUCAAUGGGACCAGCCGUGAGUCCCCCGUGGACUGCAGCGUCACCAAACGCUCCCGACAUGUGAGUGACGAAGAAGCGCCAAUGCUGUAUCAGUCCUCCUACCAGGAGCCCCGCGUCAGCCCCCAAACCACCACCCCGCCCAGCAGCGCCACAGAGGAGAAGAGGGUUAUCGUUCCAGCAGAUCCUGAGGUGUGGACCCAGUUCCAUGUGCGGCAGUGGCUGGACUGGGCCAUCAAAGAAUAUGUCCUGGAAGAGGUGGACGUCAUGCUCUUCCAAGCUGUGGAUGGCAAAGCUCUGUGCAAGAUGACCAAGGACGACAUGAUGAGGCUCACGUCCGCCUACAACGCAGACAUCCUGCUUUCACACCUCAAUUACCUCCGGCAGAGUAGCCCCACCUUCUCAUACUCCACGACUCCGACCAACACGCCCCCCCCACAACCCAGACUACAGGUGAAAGCAGAGAGUGGCUUCGAUGAAAUCAGUCGCAGGAACAGCUGGCCAACCAACAGCAUGACUCCUCCAGUUCCCAAAGGUUCUUCAAUGGAGCACCAACACAACACCAGAGUUACAGAGCCUGCACCAAGAAUCGUGCCAGACCCGUAUCAGACAUUAGGGCCCAUCAGCAGCCGGCUGGCCAAUCCAGAAAGCCAAGCUCUCAGCUCCUCCAAGAGCCGAACAGGCAAACAAAGCCCUUUCAAGCUCCCCGACCCCGGGGCUCACAGGCCUGUGGGAUCGGGGCAGAUUCAGCUGUGGCAAUUCCUGCUGGAGCUUCUUUCUGACAACAACAACGCCAGCUUCAUAACCUGGGAGGGCACCAACGGGGAGUUCAAGAUGACUGAUCCGGACGAGGUGGCCAAACGCUGGGGAGAGCGAAAGAGCAAGCCCAACAUGAACUAUGACAAGCUCAGUCGCGCUCUUCGCUACUACUACGACAAAAACAUCAUGACCAAGGUUCAUGGCAAGCGCUACGCCUACAAGUUUGACUUCCAAGGCAUAUCACAGGCGCGCCAGAACAGCGCAGCGGAGGGUGGGAUUGUGAAGUAUCAAACUGAGAUGUCUUAUGUCCAGCCCUACCACAGCCACCAGCCCAAAAUGAACUUCAUGGGCGCCCAUCCCGGCUCCAUGCCCGUCUCCCCCGGUAACUUUUUCGGCCCUCCCUCAACGUACUGGAACUCACCCAAUAACCCCAUCUAUCCUGGCUCAGCCAUGUCCAGACACCCUACUCACUCUCACCUGAGCUCAUACUACUGAGGACAGCGAAUGUCGCACCUGAACAGAAUACAGGAGAGAACCCAAGUGUGCUCCACGCAGGUGGCACCUGAGCUGAACCCUGUCUGCAAAGAGGGCGAUAUGACGCUACGGUCAGUUUUGUACAAAUGCAUUAUUCCAUUGUCUUCUGCACAUUCCUUCCUACAAAUGGAUAACGUGUGAGGCUUGGAGUCCUCCAAGAGUUCAAGGAAGACACCAGACUGUAUCACUGAUUAUUCUCUUGAGAUUUUGGUCAUGUGCAUUUUAUUAGUAGCACCUGCUGUCAAUGUCACAGCUGUGAGAGUAGCAAUGUUAAUUUGUAACUAUUCCUUCUGCCAUCACAUUUCAAAAAAUGCCAUCACAUUUACGAGGCUGAAUUUUUGUAAACAAAUUGUACAGAAUGGUUUUCAUGUAACAAUAAACAUUUAUACGUUAUGUAACCCUAA
Messenger RNA from Oryzias latipes (Japanese medaka), 2053 nucleotides. RefSeq names its product Fli-1 proto-oncogene, ETS transcription factor-related sequence (gene fli1rs). The record is from RefSeq and is a predicted model, not a curated record. Gene Ontology annotation, biological process: cell differentiation; regulation of transcription by RNA polymerase II. Gene Ontology annotation, cellular component: nucleus. Gene Ontology annotation, molecular function: DNA-binding transcription factor activity, RNA polymerase II-specific; sequence-specific DNA binding. NCBI's taxonomy places the organism in Eukaryota, Metazoa, Chordata, Actinopteri, Beloniformes, Adrianichthyidae.